AUGAUAAUUUCGUUACAAGUUUGCUUGAAAAAAAAUCAAAUAAAAAAUUUUUUUUAAUAUUUUAAGGUGAAUUGUAAUUAAUUGCGUAGUGUACAAGAAGAUAUUCCACGUAACUAUGGAUAAUGAUAAGACUGAAUUUGUGGACAAGACUGUAUUAAAUACUCCAAAACCGACAGCUUGUUCAACAGUUGACAAAAAAUCGUUUCAGAAGAGAAUAGUCCCUGUCAAUAUGGAUUUUGAGAACUCUCUAGGUAUAAUAAACGUUGACAGUUUGCAAAAUAUCUCUGAAGAUCAAAUUCACAGUAUAAGCUCAUCAGAUCUAAGUUACCUGUUAAAGCAACAACGUCUGCUUGCAAACAGUUCCUUACAAAGAGCUAAUAAAGUAGCUGGAUUGCCUUCAAAGUAUUUGAGGCCUAAUAUAAGCAGUUCUUCAAUUUCUAACGUUACUGUAAAUGAUAGUACAAUUAGUGAAAGUGAUUUAAUGAAAUCGCCGCAAAAGACGCCAAAAAAUACUUCUACUCCAAGAGCAUCAGUAGCGUCAAGUAAUUCAGCUGAAAAUAGUUUAUCACGGCUAAGCUUGGGACAAUCUAUUGCUCAACUUUCAUAUCAAAUUGGAAACACUGAUAUCAGUUUAGACAGUUUUGUUAAGGAAUUUCAGAAAACUAUGAAUAGUGUAAAUAAAGUUCCUCAGAUAGACAGUCAACUUUUCAGCCCUGCAGAAGAAGCAGCCUCUAUGUUACUUGCAGAUGAGAUGUCAUGGAGGAGACAAAAUGAAAUGCCACUUGUAAAUAAUUUUUCUCAAGUAUCAAAUGAAGAUAUAUCUGAUGGUAAAGUUUCAGUAGGAGCAUUCUUUCAGCAAAGGUCUGAUACACUCUCAGACUUCAAGAUGGCUCUCAGUCCUGUAAAAUCAAAAAAUCCUAUACCACUAAUAGAUUCUUCAAUUAGCUUUACAGAAGAAGAUAAUGAGAAAAACAGAAAAAGUUUAAGCAUUUCCGCUAUUAACAAACUGUUGAUUGAAACCGAUGAUACUCCACGGAAGGUUACUAGUUACCUUUUCAAGCAAGGGCAGAAACUGAGUGAAAAUUUAAUUGAUCAGCCAUCACUACCUGUUAGUAAAAACUCUUCCUAUACUAGUAAUUAUUCAGACAAUGAAGUGAUGAGACAAAUUGUAGCUGAUAAGGAAAAUAUCGACACUUACAACAUUCCUCAAGAUGUACUCGAAGAUAUAAAAGAAGACAUUGGGUGUUCUUCUCAGUCUAACAAUAGACCACUUUCAGCAGGUUCCACAAGAAGUUUAUCAAGUGCCUUAACAAACUUACCACAUGGUAAACUUCCGAUAGAAAGUACCAAAAUGGAACUCAUAUGGGGUUGUGUCAAAGUGGAUAAAUGUGUAACACAAGAGUUUUUACUUAGAAAUAAGGCUCCAAAACGAUUAUGCUUACAAAUGUCUAUUACAGGAUACGAUUUUAAAAUUAGGAAAGAAAAUCGUCAAGACAGUGACCCUCUUAGUUCGGCUAAAAUUUUGCUGCAUCCAUAUGAGUCCAGAGCCAUAAUUGUUUCGUUUAUUCCAACAAAAAUUGGAGCUGCUGUGGAUCAAUUAAGUUUUACGUCAGUAGAUCCUAAUUUACAACAAACCAAGAAACAGUCUGUGAUGCUGUUUGGAUAUGGAGGUUUCGGCAAAGUUAACAUCCUCAAUUUAACUAAAGACAUGACUGGUAAAUUUUGGUUAAGUUUAGGAAAACUGGAUAAUCGCAAUGUAAUAUCACACAACUUUGUUAUAAAAAAUAGUGGAACAUUACCCUGCUUUGCUUAUAUUGUAUUUAAUCCUAAAGACUUAUUUGGUUUUGCUAAUGUGACCGUAACACCUAGUUUCUCCACUCUUAUUCCAAACGAGCAGAAAGAAAUUACUGUUACAUUUGUUUUAACUAUGGAGGAUCAUCAAGUCUUACAAAGGUCUAUGUUUUCUAAUGCCAUGGUAGCUGAAAUAGGUAAUUUGCUUAUAAUAUCUGGUACAGAAGUAAACAGAGGCAGGUUGAGAAGACAGUGCCGCAAAUCUGCAGAGAAAGGUUUAGAAAUCGAUGCUCUAAGCAACAUUUUAAAAGAAAAAAUCCAGGGAGAGGUCAUGCCUGCUGACAUCAAUUUAUUUAAGGAAGCUCCAGGUAAUUUAAAAGACAUUUUAAGAUUGUUUACCCGUAACGAGGUAGUUAUGACUAUAGAACAAGAUCCAGAAGUUACGAUAAUGCCUCAGUAUCCUGACGAAACGGGAAUGUUUCACACAUUAUGUCAAGACAGUACCUUGAUGUGCUUAGAGACCACUACUGCUCAAGCCUCUUGCAAACUGGAACCGGCUAGUAUAAUUCUUACCCCACCAACAAAAAUAAGGGACAGUUUGUUUUUGACAUCUGAUUGUAAGAAGAGAAUACAUUUUGAAGUAGUUUCUAAUCCUGAAGGUUUGGAUAUUUGUCCGAAAGAAGGAAUAAUAGCACCUGGUGAAGAAAUCAUUAUAAAUGUGGCUUGUUCUAAAUUGACUAUAAAAGAGAAGAAGGUGUUUAAAGUAUUAGUUUAUGUGGAAAAUGAGGUAUUUGAGGCAACAGUUAAAAUAGCAUUCAUACAUAGUAAAAUAAAAGGAACUUAGAUUAUUAUUAAUUGUAAUUUUAUAUAGUAGGUUUUAGGUACUUAAUGUAGUUUUUUAAUGUAUUUAAUU
Messenger RNA from Anoplophora glabripennis (Asian longhorned beetle), 2704 nucleotides. RefSeq lists its product as uncharacterized. The transcript has a single exon. The record is from RefSeq and is a predicted model, not a curated record. Lineage: Eukaryota; Metazoa; Arthropoda; Insecta; Coleoptera; Cerambycidae. Bases 116 to 2635 code for a protein of 839 amino acids.